Messenger RNA from Nicotiana tabacum (common tobacco), 738 nucleotides. RefSeq lists its product as uncharacterized. NCBI's taxonomy places the organism in Eukaryota, Viridiplantae, Streptophyta, Magnoliopsida, Solanales, Solanaceae. The record is from RefSeq and is a predicted model, not a curated record.
AUGCCUGCCUAUGCAAAAUUUUUGAAGGAAAUCCUUUCAAGCAAAAAGAAGCUCAAGGAAAUAAAAGUGGUCAAACUCAAUGCCCACUGUAAUGCUAUUCUACAGAACAAAAUUCCUAAGAAGUGUGGGGAUCCUGGCAGUUUCACUAUACCUUACUCGUUGGGUAGCAAAAAUUUUGACAAAGCCUUGUGCGAUUCAGGUGCACCCAUUAACUUGAUACCGUUAUCAAUGUUCAAGAAAUUAGAAGGAGAGAUAGGAGUGAUCAAAUCUAUGCCAAUAUCCUUGCAACUGGCUGAGCAGACCACAAUCAUACCAGAGGGCAUAAUUGAGGACAUUCUAGUAAGGGUAGACAAAUUUAUUUUCCCAAUACACUUCAUUAUGGUAGAUAUGGAAGUGAAUAAAGAGGUACCUAUAAUCUUGGGAAGACCAUUCCUUUACACUGGCGGGUCUAUUCUUGAUAUAUAUGAGGGAAAACUUAUGCUACAAGUGGGAAAUGAGAAAGUGGUAUUUCAAAUGAAGAGAAUAAUGAAAUACCCAUGUGAUGAGGCAUAUAGCUAUGCUUGUCUCAAACUAGAUGUGGUGGGAGUGUUAGCUGAACAACACAAGCUGGAUAAACUGGUAGGUGAUUCACUAGAAAGAUGCAUUAGUCACUUAAGCAAAAUAGAGGAUGAAGAUCCAGAGAUCAAAAAGGAAGUUGAGGCACUAAAAGAUGAGAACCGGGUGGUAGACGAAGAAUAA